Panicum hallii is the source of this 1345-nucleotide messenger RNA. Its product is annotated as NADH-cytochrome b5 reductase-like protein. The coding region runs from base 125 to 1057 and encodes 310 amino acids. Lineage: Eukaryota; Viridiplantae; Streptophyta; Magnoliopsida; Poales; Poaceae. Gene Ontology annotation, molecular function: cytochrome-b5 reductase activity, acting on NAD(P)H. The record is from RefSeq and is a predicted model, not a curated record. The transcript is spliced from 13 exons.
UCUGUAAAACCACCAACAAAGCAGCGCCGGUGUGUGUGUGUGUGGAAAAACCCCAGCUGGUCCGCUUCCGCUCCCAUCAGAUCGGAUCACUCGACGAGUCCUCUCGCCUCCCUCGCCAAUCGCCAUGGCGGCGCUGCUGCUGCGUAGGCUCGCCGGGACCCACCGCGGCCGCGUCCCGCUGGGGGCCGCCGUCGCCGCCUGCGGUGGAGCCGCGCUCUUCUACGCGUCGUCUUCCCCUACCGUUGCGCACCUGGAGAAGGGCGAGGAAGCCGGUGAGAAAGUCGCACUAAACCCUGAUAAGUGGUUGGAGUUCAAACUCCAAGAGAAGGCCAAAGUUAGCCACAACUCACAAUUAUUCAGAUUUUCAUUUGACCCAAAUACUAAGCUGGGCCUUGAUGUUGCCUCAUGUCUCAUCACAAGGGCUCCUAUUGGUGCGGAAGUGGAGGGAAGAAGAAAAUAUGUUAUUCGCCCGUACACGCCUAUCUCUGAUCCAGAUUCUAAAGGAUAUUUUGACCUAUUGAUCAAGGUUUAUCCUGACGGGAAAAUGAGCCAGUACUUUGCAAGUUUGAAGCCAGGAGAUGUUGUUGAAGUCAAAGGGCCAAUUGAGAAGCUCAGAUAUAGCCCGAACAUGAAAAAACAGAUUGGCAUGAUUGCUGGUGGUACUGGUAUCACACCAAUGCUGCAGGUUGUCAGGGCUAUCCUAAAAAAUCCUGAUGACAAAACUCAGGUCUCCUUAAUUUAUGCCAACGUGUCGCCAGACGAUAUCUUGCUCAAAAGGGAACUGGAUAGACUUGCCAGUAGCUAUCCUAACUUCAAGGUGUUCUAUACAGUUGAUAAGCCAUCAAGUGACUGGAGGGGUGGUGUUGGUUUUGUAUCGAAGGACAUGGUUUUGAAAGGUUUGCCAGGCCCAGGGGAGGAUUCACUGAUCCUUGUUUGUGGUCCACCAGGAAUGAUGAAUCACAUCUCUGGGGACAAGGCAAAGGAUAGAUCUCAGGGCGAGGUGUCUGGCCUUCUGAAAGAUUUAGGAUACACGGCAGAGAUGGUAUACAAGUUCUGAGAGGACAGUAGAUUCCGCUGACAUACCUGCUGCGCCGGCAGUGAAUAAACGCACCUGAACCUUUUGUUUCGCGCGUCAUUUGGUUCAGAACUUGCCUCUGAAUAAUGUUCGUCCAAGGAUUCUAGGUUUUGAGCUAGCUGGAAGUUGAGCGUCGAGCUGAAGAUGGGCGUUAUUUCUGCGGGUGGCGUGUCCCUGCGCGUGCGUGCGAUGUUUACGAAUACAAAAUCCGGUACUGUGUUUGGCACUUCAGAUAAAGCUACACAGUUCUGUUACUCGACAGUUGCUUCU